This is a messenger RNA of Drosophila sechellia, 2223 nucleotides long. RefSeq names its product protein-associating with the carboxyl-terminal domain of ezrin. The transcript has 2 exons. The record is from RefSeq and is a predicted model, not a curated record. Lineage: Eukaryota; Metazoa; Arthropoda; Insecta; Diptera; Drosophilidae. The coding region runs from base 39 to 2066 and encodes 675 amino acids.
AGUUAAGCGCUUCAUAGUAGACAACAGCAUUUAGAGCUAUGGGCAAUGAAGGCAGCAAACUAAAAGGAAUACUUGUUGAGGAAAAUGCGGUGGAGACUAAUAAAUUUUGGACAGUUUAUAACGCAAAGACACCAGCGACAACCAACGAUGAACGUUGCAGCCAGAUGCUUUCCGUAUUCGAAGGAAAGGUCUUUGUCAAGGCACACGUUUGGUCUAAUGGAGUGGGCCCAAUUGAAAGAGCAAUAAAAAACCUGAUGGUCUACCGCCACCCGUACAUCUUAAAAUAUAUAGCUACCUGGGAGAAGUCGGGACGGAAGUAUCUUGCUACAGAGAGAGUCAGACCUCUUGAUGAGGUGCUGGCCCAGCAGACUGACAUUGAAGUCUGUCUAGGGCUGCGAACCAUUCUAUGCGCUCUAAUAUUUCUGGUUGAGAAGGCUCAUGCACGGCACUUAAAUAUAAACACGCAGUCUAUUUACGUAACAGAGAGUGGAAGCUGGCGUCUCGCUGGCUUCGAGUACGUUUGGAGGGCCACAGAUGUCAACAAACAACUGCUCGACUUGGCGCAUUCUUUUAUAGACUUGAGUAUUCACGGAGAGAACUUCGAACAAUUUUUCUUCUCCAUUCUGUGUGAGAAAGUGCUGAGCAGGAAAGGAGCUGACAGUUGCAUUACUGAUAGUACUCCACACGUCCAGGAGUUCCGUGAGUAUUGCAGCACACACCUGAAGCAUCAAAAUACAAAGCUAAGGCCAAGACUUUCUGCUAUCUUGCUACAUCCAUACUUCAACCAUGAAUUCGUGCUUAUACAUUCCUUUCUCUUUGAGUUGCCACUGAAGUCAGUGCACGAGCGCCACAAAUUCUUUAGAAGUUUGAUUGAUCGAUUGCGAUAUUUCGACGAGGAAGUAGUGGCUUCGCAGCUGGCGUGUGACUUACUCUCUAGAAUGGUUCUGCUGGAUCCUGCUGCACAGGAAUUUGUGACUCCGCAUAUACUCCGUACAAAAGUUACUGAUAAAGCACCGGCAUCGCUAUUUUCUCCGCAAAUCUAUGUACAAUACCUAAUGCCACACAUACUGAAGAUGUUCCGCUUGCGUGAUGCACAGAUUCGAUUAAUACUUCUUGACUAUUUUAUGGACUAUGUUCGUCUCUUAAGCGAUGAGCAACUAGAGAGCGAGAUUCUUCCUCAUUUACAGCUUGGUAUGAACGACACUAACGACGUCUUGGUAGGCAAAACACUUAGGUGCAUGGCUGAUUUAGUUUCCAUAUUAGGAGCCAACAAAGUUUUGGGAGGCGAUCGUACACGAUGUUUUUCUGAUGGGCGUCCACACGCUGCUGUUUCCAGAGACAGCACCAAUCCUUUUCCCGAACCGCGUUCUAUUAGUCCCUUAAUGAAUACUAGAUCCUUCGACGUAGAAGACUUUAUGGUUUCUGCGAGCCCAUUGCCCCAAGAAAGCAAUGCCUCCCCUUUAUCUAUUCGCCUAAGCCCAGACGGUGGGGAGGACGAGAAAGUGGGGUUAAAUUCAAAUGAAAAAUCUAUAAGCAUAAAACAUAAUAUAGACCCCGAGAGAAACUCGAAUAUAUCUGGCACAGAGCAUGAAAAAGUGACCAACGUUGAUGAGGAGGGAACUUGGCUUGAUUGGGACAAUACAGACCACCUUCAACAGGGCUACCAAGUGGAUCAGGCUCCAACCGACUCUGAAACAAACAGUAAUGCAUUGACUAGAGAGAUCCAAAUAAGCAAAUCUUUAUCGCCCUCAUAUCGCACUGGAGUAAACGAGACAAUAUCUCAGACAGAACAGAAAGUUAUCGAUGAUCUCAGUGAGCUGGACAUAAAAGUGCAAACGGUGAUUCAAAGGUCUGAGUUACACGAAUUUGAUUUCUUCAAAGAUAUGGAACCAACCAUCGAAAUAAGGACUAGUACCUGCGAGACACCGGAGCAAAUAAGCAGCCGUUUUGCUGCUGCUGCGUCAGCCGUGAACUGUAAUGAGCUGUGUGCCGAUCAGGGUUGGGGUCAUGAUGAACAGGAUAAGGACGACAUUGUCUGGGGCGUGACGAAUGCAUCAACGCUUUAAUACAAAAUGGAGGUAUUUUUACUGUUAACUUCACAAUAAAACCCAUAAAUGUAAUCAAAUUAGAUAUGUUUUUGUAUCAGGUAUCUUUGGAGAUGUUUUAAAAUCAUACCUAACACACUUUCCGUAUAUGCAAAAUACACUUCAUCAGAAAAACCUA